This is a messenger RNA of Phlebotomus papatasi, 1099 nucleotides long. RefSeq lists its product as uncharacterized. The transcript is spliced from 2 exons. The coding region runs from base 94 to 912 and encodes 272 amino acids. The record is from RefSeq and is a predicted model, not a curated record. Lineage: Eukaryota; Metazoa; Arthropoda; Insecta; Diptera; Psychodidae.
UUUGCAGUGUCGAUUUUUCUACCCAUUCGGUAGGGUUUAUUUUGAUAUUAAUUCUGAUUAUUGCUCUAGUAAAACAAAGAGAGAGAAUCAAUCAUGAAAAUUUGUGUGGCUGUUUUGGCUGUGCUGUGCACCCUUCAGCUGGCAACAGCAUCACCGUUUCCAGGACUUUUUGGCAGCAUCUUCAAGACCAUUACUGAUACAGCCAGCAAUGUUGUUAACACUUUUACCGAUACAGCUACCAACGUUAUAGAUGGUGCAACGGAUAUUGUAUCAGACACUGCGGACGUUAUGGCUGACGUCGUGGAAGAUGUACCCAUAAUCGGUACCGUUGCAGAUACUGCAGCAAGUGGCAUCGAUCAGAUGGAGACCGUAAUUGAUAAUACAGCAGAUACCAUGGCCGAUACUACCAACGACAUCGCAGACAGCUUCCAAACCGCAGCUGAUAAUGUGAUUGAAGGAAUAGAUAAUACCUUGUCUGGAAACCUUAGUCCCACAAGUGGAACAACCCUCAUGGAAGACAUCAACAAUCUCCUCAGUGAUGUCAUUAACAAUUUCUGCACCGGAGGCACCAUGCCAGGCAACCUCAAUACCAUGAUGGACACCGUUUCGGGCUUCACUGGAGGACUCCUCAGCAGUUUUUCCCUGCCCAAUCUCAGUCUCGAUGACAUUGCUCCCGUUUUCAAUAUCAACGACGUUUCCAGUGUUGUUACCAAUUUCCUUGCUGGAGGUGACACAUUCCUUGACCCUCUUCUGAAUGCUUCAUCCAAUUUAUCUGAAUUGGCUGCAAACCUAACUGAACUUGCCGCCGGCAAUGUUCUUCUGUGGCCCUUGUUGCCAUUCCUCCUUAAAGCUCAGUUCAAACUCCUCCUCAUUGAGACUGCUAUCAACGCAACCGACCAAAUUGUGGGAUAAAUACCCCACACACCUUUUAUGCUUACAACAAAUAAAAACUCUGAACUCAAACCAUCUUGAUCCACUAUAGCUCUUAAGACAACAAUAACACUGUAUAAAGGCAUAAAAAUAAAUGAAUUCAAAAACCACAGAAACUGAGAUUGUAAAAAAAAACGAAUAAACAUCAUAAUUUUAAUUAAUGUUUAAA